CCUUGUCCAACACUCGUUCAAGCGUUAUGAGGUUCCUUAACACGAUCGGCGUGGCCGCCUGCGCGCUUUCAUCCAUUGCAUCAGCAGCGACUUCGUGGACGUUCGAUGAUGCGACGUUGUCCGUUGCGGCCAAGGGCUCCGAAGCUGUGAAGCACAAACUCUCACCAAGUGCACCGAUCGCAGCUCCUAUUGUCUUACCAGCAGCGGCAUCUCUCAAACUCAUUCUCACGGCACAAGAAGGCAAGAGCGGGAAACGACCACACCAAGCCUUCCUCACUCUCCACCAGGAGAGCACCGGCCUAGAAGAAUCCUUCGCCUUCUCCGUCAAAGACAACGGCAAAGCUAAAGUGGACAUCUCCCAAAAAGACAUCCCCCACCAACUCGUCCACUCCUCCGAGCCCCUCCUCGCAACCAUAACCCUCGCCUCAUUCGGCUCCUCAACGCCCCUCCGAAGCUCAGCCUUCCACCUCACAAUCCAACCCGACGCCACGGCCUCUUCCACUGGCCCAGAACCUGAACGCUACUCCGCCAAACCCGAAAUCCACCACAUCUUCAAAUCCGAUCCCAAAUCACCUCCAACUGUGAUCUCCCUCUUCUUCACCCUCGCCAUCGUUGGAACACUGCCAGUCCUUCUCGGAGUGUGGGUCGCGUUGGGCGGAAACAUCAGUCACGCGGGAAAAGCGUUCGGCACUGCACCAAUCGCACACGGGCUGUUUUUGGGGAGUGUAUUUGGAUUGGAGGGAGUUUUCUUCUUAUACUACAGUGCGUGGAAAUUGGGGCCAACGUUGAGCGCCGCAGCGGUAUUGGGUGUCGUGGCAUAUGUCAGUGGGUCCAAGGCUUUGACUGAGGUGCAAGAGAGAAGGUUGAAUGGUGAGAGAUAGACAAGAGUACAACAUUUUAAGGAAGUAGGACAUGAUAGGCGAAAAAGCGCAGCAUCGCGAAGGCAGAUCGGAGUCGAUAUAGCAGACAUGAAUUUGUCUGAUAAAUGUACUACCUAGCUGUACCGUACAUCUCGAAGCGAGCCUCCUUCACACAUUUUCAGAAAAAGCGACAACAGACCGACGCCAACCACCAUGGCCACAUGCGUCGUUUCCACAAGCAAUUUCCCUGAGGAUCGCUGCAUGGCAGUUCCAUUACACACCCAUCUCUUUUCACAGCGCCGCGAUAGCCUUCCUCAGCACCUCCAGACUCCUCUCCGUGAUGCCCUCGUGUUCUUCAUCCCGAUCCCUCAGCAUCCAGCUGACAUCACUCAGUAGACCCAAAGGCAUCCAGUCGCUGCCCUGGGCCUUCUCCAAGCUCUCCUUGAUCCGCCCAGUAUGCUCCCAAUUUUGUGCCGCCUCUUCCGCACGAUCGAUGACCUUCGUUGGAAUUCCGCACAUGGCAGCACAAUGCAUUCCGUAACUUCCCUCAGCCACGCCAUUCUCGAGUUGGUACAGGAACGUCACAUCCCGGAUGUCAUCAUCGACCUUGACUGCCAUGCGUUUGGCUUCGACCUCAGGAUGCUGGCGGAACUCUGCGGCAAGAGAAUGGUAGUGCGUAGCGAAGUAACCCAGGGACCCAACGUGGGUGGCGACGUGAUGGAGGACGGCUUGAGCAACGGCGACACCGUCGUAGCUGCUUGUGCCACGACCGAGUUCGUCGAGAAUGACGAGAGAGCGAGGCGUGGCCUCAGAAAGGAUCUUCUUGGUUUCGCUGAGUUCGACCAUGAACGUGCUCUGGCCGGCGAAGAUGUUGUCAUGGGCUCCAAGACGAGACAUAAUGCGGUCGACUGGUGUGAGACGUGCAGACUCGCAAGGCACGUAGCAGCCGAUCUGAGCGAGAAUGACUGCCACGCAGGUCAUGCGGAGAACAGUGGAUUUUCCUGCUGCGUUGGCUCCGGUCAAGAGUGUGAUUGAGGCCUGGGCGCCGCCAAGAGCGAUGUCGUUGGGAAUGAAGUUUGUAGUUGUCUCGAUGCAUGGGUGGCGUAGAGUCUGGAACUCGAGCACACUGCGAGCAUUGUCGUCUUCCACAAACUCUGGCCUACAAGACGGCGAGCCCAAAGAACCCGAAGCCUUGGCGAGUGAGAUCAGGCAGUCGAGCUGAGCGAUGAUCUUUGUGGCUGCCAGCCAGAUGGCAUAAUCUUCAUCGAAGCGAGCAAAAUAUCGUGAAGCCAGAGACCUCUCGACUUGGCCGUGCAUCUCUUGUGCCUCCUUCAGAUCCUGGACGAGGCUCUCGAGCUCAGGUGAGUACCAUCUCUUGCAUUGCUUGGUGGCAGACAUUUGCUUCCAGUUCUUUGGAAUCGCGCCCUUGACCUUGAUUGGAACCUCCAGCUGAUAGAUUUCUUUCCCGUUGUCGGUAAACUUGAUAGCCUGCGAGUCGAGAUCUUUUCGUGCCUUCUUGAGGAGCUGAUUCAACUGGGCAAUGACGUUGUCAAUGCGUUCUUGGCUUUCAUCGUAGUCUUCUUCCACACCUGGUUGCGGAAUGAAGACGCUGUCAUCUCGAGCCUUCUUGCGAUCAAAGGCAUCGGCCCAGUGCUUGAGAGCUCCAGCGAGGUCCGGCAUUGCGGAAAUGAGCUGGCCCAGUAGUCCUUCGCCCUCGCCGAAUCUCUUGAGCAGCGACAUGGUGUACUCGAUCUGCUCGUAUCCUUCGAGAACCUUGACGAAAUCUUGAGGUCUGCACCGUCCGGCGU
Messenger RNA from Cercospora beticola, 2668 nucleotides. RefSeq names its product dolichyl-diphosphooligosaccharide-protein glycotransferase (gene SWP1). The record is from RefSeq and is a predicted model, not a curated record. Gene Ontology annotation, cellular component: membrane; oligosaccharyltransferase complex. Lineage: Eukaryota; Fungi; Ascomycota; Dothideomycetes; Mycosphaerellales; Mycosphaerellaceae. Gene Ontology annotation, biological process: protein N-linked glycosylation.